UUAUGUAUUUGCUUGCCAAAACAAUGACUAUGACUUACAAUUUUAUUGUUGGAAAAAAUUUAGCAAUGAUUGGAACACAGUAUUUUAUCAAAAUAAAAACGCUUUGGACUGUGAUGAAAUUGUGAUUCGUAGACUCGUUUCUCGCCCUAUAUAUAAAAAAUUGGUGGAGCGGAUUAUCUUUAAAAUUGUUUACGAAUGGGCAAGACGUAGAGUUAACUCGAAUACAUCCCUGCGGCAAGUCAUGGAUCCGUUCUUAUCCAACAUCAGAUUUCUUACAAUGAAUGAUGAAUUUUUAAAGGGCUAUGUAUAUCCGAAACAAUUGUUAACAGAAGAAGAAGUAAAUGCCAUUCAACACUACAAAGUAACAUCUGACAAAUCAAUAAUUCCAGAUAGCAUUUCUAGAAGUCAUCUUUCGAGAAACCAUGAAAAACAUAGCUUUUGCAAAGAAACAAUCAGAAUAAGAAUAAAGAAUUGUAUUUACUCUGAUGGUUUGAAAAUCGAAAGACAAUAUGAAAUUAAUUGUGAUGAAAACGGAUAUGCUAAAUUGAAUCGAGUCAUUUAUAUUCGGAAAUCUUCUAUAGUUCGUGUGAUAGCUGAAAUUAAUGAUGACGACAUCGUACGAGGUAACAUACGAAUUGGUAAUUUAGCAAAUCGUUAUAUACUAUAUGAAGGAAUGGCCAUAAGUUCUGAAGAAACUUUUCCAUUGAGUAAAGAUAUAGAAUAUAUAUAUUGUAAUGUAAAACUUUAUUUUUGAAGUAGUUUAAAAGUAGUCCCGUAGGAAAUUUUUUCAAAAUCUCUGUAAUUUCUUUAAUUCUUUAGUUUUUAUC
Messenger RNA from Centruroides sculpturatus (bark scorpion), 827 nucleotides. RefSeq lists its product as uncharacterized. The record is from RefSeq and is a predicted model, not a curated record. Lineage: Eukaryota; Metazoa; Arthropoda; Arachnida; Scorpiones; Buthidae. The coding region runs from base 242 to 754 and encodes 170 amino acids. The transcript has 2 exons.